This is a messenger RNA of Etheostoma cragini (Arkansas darter), 6657 nucleotides long. It is a transcript of the gene dnmbp, whose product is annotated as dynamin binding protein. The record is from RefSeq and is a predicted model, not a curated record. Gene Ontology annotation, molecular function: protein binding; guanyl-nucleotide exchange factor activity. Gene Ontology annotation, cellular component: cytoplasm. The coding region runs from base 382 to 5727 and encodes 1781 amino acids. Lineage: Eukaryota; Metazoa; Chordata; Actinopteri; Perciformes; Percidae. The transcript is spliced from 18 exons. Gene Ontology annotation, biological process: intracellular signal transduction.
CUCUUUGGAAAAAGUGGGUGGCGUUGUUGUAUGUCAUGGAGAGAAGCUCAAAGCGUCUCGCUGCUCCCGUUUCUAAUGUGAUGACAGCUGAUUCUACCGAGACAGAACCGGGGACCACCGUGCUACUUUCUACUAUCAACAUGUUUUCUUGACCUUCACGCUAAAAAUAGGCCUUUAUAUCCGCGUAAAAUGACUGUGUGCAGAGCCUCAAAACUGUGGGAAGUGUAGCCGCUAAAAAAAGUUGAGUCUCGGAGAAAAAUCAACUCCGCCACCACCACAUCACCACCAGGCUGAAGAAGUUGUAUGCUUGUCUCCUCUUGUCUGCCUGCCCUGAGCCCACAUUUUCCACAGGACGUUCAGACACUCUAUAGGUUAUGAGUGAUGGAAGCAGGAUCGGUGGUGCGAGCUGUGUUUGAGUUUCUCCCCAGCGUCUCAGAAGAGCUGCCACUCUUCACCGGGGAUGUCAUUGAGGUGCUUAAUGUCGUGGAUGAGUUCUGGUUGCUGGGUAACAAAGAUGGCGUCACAGGUCAGUUUCCCACCACCUUUGUGGAAGAGAUUACCAUCCCCAGCACCAAGCCUGGGGACAGACUCUAUGUUUGCAUCAAUGAUUUCAGCUCAGCAGAGCCAGGCAACCUGUCCCUAAAGAGAGGUGAUGUGGUAGUUGGAGAGGCGGGAGGGUCCAUGGACCUCGGAGAAACCUGGCAGCGUGGUUGUAAUGCCUGGGCCGUUCGUGGUCUCUUCCCCACAUCAUGUGUGAAGGAGCUGACUCUCUCAGGUCGCUCUAGGCAGCUGUCUGAGCGCUCAGCUCAGGCCCAGGCUUUAGAGCUCCCACCUUACGCUCUGGGCCAGGCCCGGGCCCUCAUGAGCCUCCAUGCGCAGCUCAAUGAGGAGCUAGACUUCCGCGAGGGUGACUUGAUCAUUAUCACUGGCCUGCCCGAGCCGGGCUGGUUUCAGGGGGAGCUGGAUGGGCGCAGGGGGAUCUUUCCAGAGGGGUUUGUUGAGCUCCAGGGAUCUCUUCGAUCUCCUCAGGAGCCCGCAGACUACCAGUAUUUGGACAAUGAUUCCGAAAGAUUUUGCUACGAGGACCCUUACGAUCUAGGAGAGAGGACAGAGGAGGAAGGUGUGAAAGAAGGAGAGGUAUUUAUAAGAGAGGAAGAGGAGCAGAAGGAAUCUACAUUAGAAAAAGAGGAAGAGGAGGAGGAGGACGGUGUCUAUGUUUUGGCACUGUAUGACUUUCGGGCCAUGGAACCAGGCGAGUUGGACUUUGAUACGGGGGAUCGCAUACGUCUUAUAAGUACUUUGGAAGAUGGUUGGCUGGAGGGGAAGCUGCGAGGGCAACAUGGUAUUUUUCCUCAUCGUUUUGUCAAAAUGGAGAACGAUGGGCAGAAAACAGAUGAAACUGUUGUUGUUGAACCAGAAGACAAGGAAAAUAGCUGUACUUCUGAAUACAGCUCAGGUCAUUUAUGUCCCGAUGCGUCAGGGAAUGAUCCUGAAUGGAGAACAUAUGAGGAUCAUACAGUGUGGGACCUGGACUACUUUGAGAGGACUGAAGAGCAGAGGUGGCAGAGUGAAAACAAAAGCAUUGGAGCUCAAAGUAGCAACAGAGGACAGAGGGGUGAAUGUAGCAAGCCUGACUCUCAGCCACGUAGACCUCUCACACCAGCACAGAGAGGGCCUGAGAGACCUAAAUCAACUCCUCCAGCCAGGCCCAGACUCCCAUCACAGCCUAGCCUGUCUGCACGUAGCCAUAGGCAUCAUAGCCCAUCUGCUGGCGCAAAUCGGUCUAGAUAUACUAAUGGUAACACUCAAUCCUUACAGUCCAAACUAACUCAUAGCCUAACCCUCCCUAGCUCUCAGUCUGGUUGGUCUAAAAACAGUAGAUACCAACAGAGGCCACCAGAGGAUGGUGCCACCACCAGUAAUACAAGUCACAGUCUUGGCCAGGCGUUAUUUAACCUUGCUGAGGACCAUAGGCAGAAUAAGCUAACUCGCCAUGCUAGUGUCAGUGACGCCGAUAUGAUGGGCAGCGCUGAGACACGGCAACGCUCCCAGCAGACGGUGCGCGGCUCCAAUGGUAUAAUGCCAACAUCCAUCACCUUAGAUGCCCUGGUAACCUCAGCCGGUGACCUGGAGGCCAAGCUAUCUGAGCAGCUUUUUGAAUUUGAGAAAAGUUUGACUUCUUCAUAUAGUGAUAAUAACAUGAGCUCUGGUGCUCCUGGGGACAUGCUUUUGGUAGGUGACCUGAACCAGCAAUCCCGUAUCUCUCGCCACUUUUCUAUUAUGGACUACGGAGAUGAAAGCGAUAUCAUGCGAGGCUCCUCGCAUUCACCAGUGUCCCACCAUUUGCAGUCGAACUCUGCCUCUUCCUCACUAGAGAGACGCAGGACCCUUCGCCCUCCCCCUCCUCGUCCUAGAGUCCUUCGUCCCCCAGCCCCAGCUGCAUACAAACCAGCUCGCCCUGCUCCACGUCCCCCUCCACGUUGCCCGAGACAAAAUACAGCUCCGCCAACCAUUUUCUACACCCCAGACGAAUCAGCUAUAAACCUCCUCGACCAAAUGACAGAAGCGCAGGCUGAGUUAGGUGACCUUGCGGACGCCCGGGAACAUGAAAUCCAGUGCCAGCUGGAAGCCGAGAAAGAGCUGGAGAGAGAGAUUGAGUUAGAGAGACAGAGAGACAAGGAAGAGGAGGAAAAGUACCAGCUGCUGCUACGGCUCCGAGAGGUGGAGCAUGACAUGGAGGCAUAUGCACACACAGCGGAGGAACUCAGGACCAUGUUGGAGGAGGAGGAGGAUGAGACAGCCCGCAUGCAAGCCAUGGAGAAUCUGGAGUUCUGCAACUAUACGCUGGAGACACUGGCCCUGGAACAGCAGCAGCUACAAGAAAUGCGCUCCUUUGAGGAUCCUGUUAGGUACCGGCACAAUGACGACCAUGAAAAGGGAUAUGAGUCGAGCGCUGGUGGCGUUGGUUCAAAACGGGGUCGCAAGCCUGUUUAUGUGGGCUCGCUAGAUCGUAACAGCUUCUACAGGAAGACCGCUCCAAGCUCUCUGCGAAAGACCCAGUUUGCCACCACCAGGAGACAAAAACAAGAGAUGACGCUCCUGUCGUCACAACCCGAACCCCUGGAGUCCUCCCCAACAUUGGACGCCAGCCCUGCUGCCGGCACCGAGGACCCCGAGCUGAGGAUGCUGGAGAAGAGGUUAAAGGUCAUUGAGGAGCUUCUGCAGACGGAGAAGGACUACAUCAAAGACCUGCAGAUGUGUGUUAAGGAGAUUGUCGAGCCACUGCAGAAGAAGCAGGUGAAGAAUGUGGACUUUGAUGGGCUCUUUGGCAACAUCAGCUCCGUGAUCGACCUGUCACAACGCUUGUUUGAAACACUGCAGGACACAGACUCUAUUGGAACUGUAUUUCUGGGCUUUAAAGCUGAGCUGGAAGAGGUGUACAAGAUCUACUGCCAGAACCAUGAUGAUGCCAUCUCUCUGCUCAAGAGCUAUGAGAAGGAUGAAAACAUCCAGCAUCACGUGUUGGAGUGUCUGGAGAGACUGAGGGCCAUUUAUCGAGAGUGGGGGAAAACCAAUUACAUCAACCUCGGCUCUUUCUUAAUCAAGCCGGUGCAGCGGGUGAUGCGAUACCCGCUGCUGCUGAUGGAGCUGCUGGGGGCCACACCGGAGAGCCACCAUGACCGGCCCCAGCUGACUCAGGCUCUGCAGGCCAUCAAAGAGAUCAACGUAAACAUCAACGAGUUCAAGCGCAGGAAGGACCUUGUGGUGAAGUACAGGAAAGGUGACGAGGACACGUUCAUUGACAAGAUCUCCAAGUUGAGCAUGCACUCCAUUAUCAAGAAAUCCAACCGAGUCAGCAGCCACCUCAAACACCUGACAGGAAUUUCACCCCAGAUUAAAGAUGAAGCGUUUGAUGAGGCUGAGAAGAAGUUCAGACUGCAGGAGAGACUCAUCAAGUCUUUUAUCAGGGACAUUUCCUUGUACCUGCAACAUAUAAGGGAAUCGGCGUCUGUGAAGGUCUUGGCAGCCAUCAGUUUCUGUGACAUCUACACAGAGCGCAGCGUCCUCGACCCGGAGCGCUUCCAGAGAGCUCACCGCUGCAUCAGCGACAAACAGUUCACACAAUUUAAGGAGCGCACAGAGGGCUUGGUCAUCAAACCGCUCACCCAGCUCCUCCUCAUGUUCGCCGGGCCGCACAAACUCAUCCAAAAGCGCUUCGACAAGCUGCUGGACUACGACAACUGCAAGGAGCGUGCUGACCGCCUCAAAGACCGUCGUGUCCAGGAUGAGCUGCAGGUGGCGCGCAACAACUAUGAGGCGCUCAACGCCCAACUUCUAGACGAACUCCCCAAGUUCCACGUCGCAGCAGAGGAGCUGUUUACUGGCUGUGUGAGGGCUUUCGCUCAAUCCCAGAAGGACUUCAUGAAGACGACACUGGGGGAGCUGAAGCCCCUCCUACAGGCUUUUUCUAACAAAGCUGGCACAGAGGGCAACCUAAUAGCUAAGUUCCAUGAAGAGUACGGUCGAGUUCUCCAACUUCUGCAGAGCUUUAGCUUCUGCCCGGAGAACCUUCCUCCAGCCACCGCCACAAAGAAGACCUUCGAGAAGAAGACUCUAGAGAAGCAGACCUCUAAAAGACAACUGCAGGGACCUCCGAACCACAGCAUGCAAACAGAUGAGCACCGGGCAGGACUUCUGGUACGCUAUGGUCCUGAGAAACUUUUCCUGGCAGAGAGAAACUUCAAUGCAGCCCAGGAUCUGGACAUCUCUGUACUAGAGGGAGACCUUGUGGGUGUAAUCAAGCAACAGGACCCGAUGGGUAGCCACAACCGCUGGCUAAUUGAUUCCGGAGUUGGCAAGGGUUUUGUGUACAGCUCCUUCCUCAAACCCUACAACCCACGCAGGAGUCAUUCGGAUGUGUCCAUCGAGAGCCAAUCAUCUAAUGAGUCAGGCUACGGCGGCUCCUCCCCUGUUUUCUCUCGCCAAAACAGCAACAGCACACUGACCUUUAACCAGGAAUCGGCCACCGUCAGCUUUUCCACAUCGCAGCCCCAAAUACAAUCAUCGCCACGCCCUUCGCUGGACUCUGCCUCAUCUCGUAGGAGUCACAGAGAUCCACCCAACCUUGACUCAUCUAGUCAGAGCAACUCCUUAAACUCCUCCCCAAGAAAUCCCUCAAGGGAAUUCUCAGACCAAACGCACCGAAAUUCCUCCAGUCACAGAGACACAGAGCCUUCUUACAGGCAUUCGGGCAAUCACAGAGACACGUAUGAUACGAGUUGUGCAAGUCCGAGCAGCCACAAGGAGAUGUCAGACCUCUCAGAGACCGACUCUUACUCUUCACUCAGAAACGGUCGGUCACAGCGGUACGGCCACACAGACAAAACCUACAGUUCAUACCAGUGGAGAAAUGGAGAUAAUAUUGGCCAGAAAAGGACUGUUUACUCCAGAGAUGAGUACAUCGAGUCAGAGCCGGAACCGGAACCAGUACUAGAACCAGAACCAGAACCAGAAGAUGAGAGUGAAUUAGAUGGGCAUCAGAUUUACUACGCUCUCUACUCGUUUGAUGCCCGUUGUGCCAAUGAACUGAGCAUCUCAGCCAAUCAGCGGCUGCGGAUACUGGAGUUCAAGGACAUGAACGGCAACAGCGAGUGGUGGCUGGCAGAGGCGGGAGGCCGGAGAGGCUACGUGCCUUCCAACUACAUCCGCAAAUCAGAAUAUACUUGAAAAAACUCCUGAGACUGUACUUUGACCUGAAGAAGGCUCACACUGCGAGCAGAAUGAACAAAAAAGACAAACAGGCAUCUGGACACGCGGCGACCCAUUUUUGAUCUGUUGUCAAAGAGUUUGAUAGUGAAAAGGACUGACUCAUUGCUGCUGACUUUGCUCCUAAAAGUGAACAUUAUAUGCCUAUAUUUAAAUACUUUUUUAUAUUAUUUGUACUUACUGGAAACUGCACCCAUUUCCUCUCGUUUUCAGUGGAACACCUGUGAAUUGCUCCUGAUUUUUGCCGUAUUCUCUGGAGCUGAAGACAAUGUUUAACAGAACCGUCUGAAAGGUUAGCGCAUUGGGAGAUUGCAAUGGAAAUGUGAAGGUUUCGGGUUUAGACUGAUUCUUAUAAACAUACAACAAGUGCUAUGCAAAAAAAGACUGACCUAAACACUGUGUUAAUGACUUUUUCCAGCAUGUGGUUUAUUACACCACUAGAAUGAUGAAUAUUAGAUGGAUCUAUACCAUACUGUUUAACAAUCAAGGGUUUGAGGCAGUUAUGAGGAUUAUCCACUGGUUGCGAGUUUUGAAGUCUCUACAGUGAGGCCAUCAACAAGAAUUUGGAGUGUUGUAUGAAAUUAAUAUGGACUAUUUGAAUUACAUCCAAGAAUGGCAAAUGCUACAGUAUAUGGUUUACUAGCACCCACCUUGUCAAUAACCUAAAUACACUUUUUGACUGGGCUGACACUGUGCAAUCAGGUGAUGAUGAGCCAUUUUCCCUGUAAGAGGAAGUUAAAUGAUCUUCAGUCUGAUUUCUCCACAUCCCUCUUAUGUAAAUCUAUAAAUAGGCUAGUGCUGUAUAUUGAGAAUAUGCUAUUGCACCCACUGUAAAGUACACACUGUUUGAAUAAAAAACAGCUAAGCUGAUAAAUCAUGACAGCUCUGAAA